AUGACCGAGAUGAGCUUCCUCAACAGCGACUUGUUGUGGGGGGAUUUGUUGUCCCCCUUCAACCAGUCGGGUUUGGGGGCUGAGGAAAGCCUGAGCCCCUUAGAUGACUACCUGGAGGAGGCCAAGCCCUUCAAAUCGCAUGGGUUCUCCAGCGACAAGGCUAAGGCAGCCUCUUCUGAUUGGCUGGCUGUGGACAGUUUAGUUACUGCCACAGACUUUGGCAAGGAGGAUGCCUUCUCAGGCAUGGAUUGGAUGGUGGAGAAAAUGGAUCUGAAGGAGUUUGACUUUGAUGCCCUCUUGGGUAUGGAUGACCUAGAAUCCAGCUGCUCUGAGCUUAUGGCCACGUUGGAAGGCUCUUGUGAUCUAUUCGACCCCCUGGCAACUAAUGAUAAAGAGACCCCAUUAACAGAAAAUUCAAUUGGCCAAUUCCCAGAAACUUCACUUGAAGCUGAUCAUGUUGCCCCCCUCCCCUUCCAUCAGUCUUUUCCCCUUUCUCUAAGGCCCCUGACCUCCACUCCAGACCAUUCUUUUAGUUUAGAACUAGGUAGUGAAGUGGAUGUCUUGGAAGGAGACAGAAACCCAGAACUUGGUUAUGUGAUGAUGCCCAAGGGUAUCAAAGAAGAAGAAGCUCCUUCAGAUAAUGAUAGUGGAAUUGGAAUCUGUACGAGCCCAGAGUCCUAUCUCAGUUCUCCCCAGCACAGCCCCUCCACUUCCAUGGGCUCUCCUAAUGAGAGUCAGCUCUGCUCAGAUCCCAUCUUUCUCUCUGCCCACCCCAAGCCAUAUGACCGCCCCCUUGAGGACAAAAAAGAGAAAAAGGUAGAUAAAAAGCUAAAGAAAAUGGAGCAGAAUAAGACUGCUGCCACCCGUUAUAGACAGAAGAAGAGGGCAGAACAGGAGGCGUUAUCUGGGGAGUGCAGAGAACUAGAACAGAAGAAUGAGGCUCUGAAGGAGAAGGCAGAUGCCCUAAGCAAGGAAAUCCAGUAUUUGAAGGACUUGAUAGAAGAGGUCCGUAAGGCUAAGGAGAAGAGGAAAAAUUCUUAAGUUGAUGGGUAGUCAGAUUCUUUUGUUUUUGUGUGUAUAUAGGUGUCUUGUGCUGUUAGUUCAAUAAAUUAUUUUGUAGUAAAA
Monodelphis domestica (gray short-tailed opossum) is the source of this 1125-nucleotide messenger RNA. It is a transcript of the gene ATF4, whose product is annotated as activating transcription factor 4. Gene Ontology annotation, biological process: regulation of transcription by RNA polymerase II. Lineage: Eukaryota; Metazoa; Chordata; Mammalia; Didelphimorphia; Didelphidae. Gene Ontology annotation, cellular component: ATF1-ATF4 transcription factor complex; nucleus; ATF4-CREB1 transcription factor complex. Gene Ontology annotation, molecular function: DNA-binding transcription activator activity, RNA polymerase II-specific; RNA polymerase II transcription regulatory region sequence-specific DNA binding. The record is from RefSeq and is a predicted model, not a curated record.